AUGGAGAUCUCAUUCGAGCCAAUUGAACAUCCGUCCACCUUUGAGAUAGGGAUCGAAUGGACAAUUUUCUUGUUGCAGGUAUUUCUGUGUACGUUGAGUGCAUAUCUGCUCGUCUUUCAUGCGAGUAUGGCAACAAUCGUAGCUGCUUUGAUUAGAACGAGACUUGAAAGUCGUCAUCAAUCAGCUCAACUAAAGACACUUGCCGCUGAACUUCGACAACUGAAGGUGGAGCUUUCUCUAAUUUCACCAACCGGACAAUACGCUGCUUAUAUUCGCAAAGAGAGGGAAAUGAAUGGAAAGCGUGAUGAAUUCGAAAAAGAAAAAGAAAUGUGUGAGGGUUCUCUGCCAACAAAAAUGAAGAUUGACAUGAUUGGCAAAUUGGUUGUACACGGGGCUUCUUUUAUCUUAAUGUGGAUAACAGCUCAUCUUUCAUUUGCAUGCCUACCGACGAAUGUCUUUUAUCCAAUUUCUUAUCUAUUUGCUUGGCCAAGGAUUCCAUAUUUUUCAAGCGACACGGGCGGCUGUGCAGAAGAUACUUCUCGAAUCUCUUUGUUCAUCGUUAUCGCAAUGUUUUUCACUACUGUAAAAAAUUUUAAAUCUCGUACAGCUUUGGAAGCU
Molecule: messenger RNA, 618 nt
Organism: Mesorhabditis belari
Lineage: Eukaryota; Metazoa; Nematoda; Chromadorea; Rhabditida; Rhabditidae
Source: the annotation of a GenBank genome assembly